Podarcis lilfordi (Lilford's wall lizard) is the source of this 15013-nucleotide messenger RNA. Lineage: Eukaryota; Metazoa; Chordata; Lepidosauria; Squamata; Lacertidae. The record is from the annotation of a GenBank genome assembly.
GGCGGGCGGCGGCUCGGCUCGCGCCCGCGGAGGCUCCUCCUCGAUGGCCGCCCGCCGCUAUCCCCGGCUCUGCCGCCUUUUGGCGGGCCUCGGAGGGGCCGCCUCGCUCGUGCUGCUGAUCAGCCUGUACACGGCGGGGUCUGAGGUGCAGGUGGGUUGGCAGGUACAGAACGGACCGCCCUCCGCUCCCGCUCUUAGCAGGGUCCCUUGUGUCACAACAGCCCUGUGAGGUGGGCCAGGCUGAGGGAGCGACGCCCAGGGUCGGGGGGGGGGCGGCCCUUUUCCCUUCACAGCUGUGUGAAUAUGCACACAUCUGUGAGGAACUAAUCCAAGGUUUCGCAAACUUGGGUCUCUAGCUGUUGUUGUUUUGGACUACAACUCCCAUCAUCCCUAGCUAUAAUAAUAAUAAUAAUAAUAAUAAUUUAUUAUAAUAAAUUAUUAUUAUUAUUAUUAUUUAUUAUUAUUUGUACUCCGCCCAUCUGGCUGGGUUCCCCCAGCCACUCUGGGUGUCUUCCAACCGAAUAUUAAAAUACAGGGGAAUUGGCGGAAAUGACUGGCAGAAUCCGAGACCAGGGAGAAGAGUCGGUGGAAGAGGAUUGGAAGAAAUUUAAAGACUAUUUACAGAAAUAUUGCAAAAUUAAUGAAUGUUAGAAUGAUGUUGGAUUGAAGUUAAGUGGUUUCUAACUGUACUGGUAUAAAAGAAUAUGGAAAAAUUGGUUUUUAAUACGUAAAAAUUUAAUGUUAUAAUAUAUUAAGAGUAAAGAUCAGGAUUAAAAAGGAGGGAAAGGAAUUGCUGGACUAACAAAUUGAAUUGGAAUACAAAAGAGGGCGGUAUGAGGAGGUCCGGGAAACAAGUAAAUGUAAGAGAAGCGAUGAAAAGAUGGAAUUGUUUUUAACUGUUUUUUCUUUUUUGUAUUUUGUAUUUUUCUUUUUUUAUUGUUAUUUUUCUUAUUAAUGUAAUCUUUUUCUUCUGAAACUUUAAUAAAUAUUAUUUUUUUAAAAAAUAAAUAAAUACAGUGGUCUGUUAAACAUUAAAAGCUUCCCUAAACAGGGCUGCCUUCAGAUGUCUUCUAAAAGUCUGGUAGUUGUUCUUCUCUUUGACAUCUGGUGGGAGGGCGUUCCACAGGGCGGGUGCCACUACCGAGAAGGCCCUCUGGCUGGUUCCCUGUAGCUUUGCUGCUCGCAAUGAGGGAACCGCCAGAAGGUCCUUGGUGCUGGACCUCAAUGUCCGGGCAGAACGAUGGGAGUGGAGACGCUCCUUCAGGUAUACAGGACUGAGGCCGUUUAGGGCUUUAAAGGUCAGCACCAACACUUUGAAUUGUGCUCGGAAACGUAGGUCUUUCAAGACCGGUGUUAUGUGGUCUUGGCGGCCUCCCCCAGUCACCAGUCUAGCUGCUGCAUUCUGGAUUAGUAGUAGUUUCCGGGUCACCUUCAAAGGUAGCCCCACAUAGAGCGCAUUGCAGUAGUCCAAGCGGGAGAUUACCAGAGCAUGCACCACUCUGGCCAGACAGUCUGUGGGCAGGUAGGGUCUCAGCCUGCGUACCAGAUGGAGCUGGUAAACAGCUGCCCUGGACACAGAAUUGACCUGCGCCUCCAUGGACAGCUGUGAGUCCAAAAUGACUCCCAGGCUGCGCACCUGGUCCUUCAAGGGCACAGUCACCCCAUUCAGGACCAGGGAGUCCUCCACACCAGCCCGUCUUGUCAGGAUUCAACCUCAAUCCAUUAGCCGCCAUCCAUCCUCCAGCCGCCUCCAGGCAGUCACACAGGACCUUCACCACCUUCACUGGUUCUGAUUUGAAAGAGAGGUAGAGCUGGGUAUCAUCUGCAUAUUGAUAGACACCCAGUCCAAACCCCCUGAUGAGCUCUCCCAGCGGCUUCAUAUAGAUGUUAAAAAGCAUGGGGGAGAGGACGGAACCCUGAGGCACCCCACAAGUGAGGGCCCAGGGGUCUGAACACUCGUCCCCCACCACCACUUUCUGAACAUGGCCCAGGAGGAAGGAAGGAAGGAAGCUAGCAAGGAAACUAGCUAGCAAGACCAGUGCUCAGGCAUGAUGGGAAUGGUAGUCCAAAAACAGCUGGAGACCCAACUUUGGGAAACCCUGUGACCUAAUCGAGUACGAUUUCUUUAAUGGGGAGGCAGCUUGGAUGAAAAGUAUUUGGGGUGUGGGAUCGUAUCACAGCUGUCCAUGGAGGCGCAGGUUAAUUCUGUGUCCAGGGCAGCUGUCUACCCAGCUCCACCUGGUACGCAGGCUGAGACCCUACCUGCCCACAGACUGUCUCGCCAGAGUGGUGCAUGCUCUAGUUAUCUCUCACUUGGACUGCUCAAUGCACUCUGUGGGGCUACCUUUGAAGGUGACCUGGAAACUGCAAUUAAUCCAGAAUGCAGCAGCUAGACUGGUGACUGGGAGUGGCUGCCGAGACCACAUAACACUGGUCCUGAGAGAUAUGCAUUGGCUCCCAGUACAUUUCCGAGCACAAUUCAAAGUGUUGGUGCUGACCUUUAAAGCCAUAAAUGGCCCAGUAGACCUGAAGGAGCGUCUCCACCCCCAUCGUUCAGCCCAGACACUGAGAUCCAGCGCCGAGGACCUUCUGGCGGUUCCCUCAUUGUGGGAAGUGAGGUUACAGGAAACCAGACAGAGGGCCUUCUCAGUAGUGGCGUCCGCCCUGUGGAACACCCUCCCACCAGAUGUCAGAGAAAUAAGCAGCUAUCUUCUCUUUAAAAGACAUCUGAAGGCAGCCCUGUUUAGGGAAGUUUUAAAUAUUUAAUGCUGUAUUGUUUUUAACACUUGAUUCGAAGCCGCCCAGAGUGGCUGGGGGAACUCAGCCAGAUGGGCGGGGUAUAAAUAAUAAAUUAUUAUUAUUAUUAUUAUUAUUAUUAUUAUUAUUAUCCAAGUCCAUGGGAAACCAAGCCAUGUUUGGAGGAUAUUUGUUCUGUCUGAACCGGCCCUGAGACGAACCACAAAAAGGGCAUCUCAGUCCGCACUAGGGAACAAGGGGUGAGUGAAGAUUUCCAUCAGGAACAAGGGGCGGGGCAUAAAGAUCUACAUUGGGAUCUGUUGCCCCUGUGGAUCCUGCCACCUAAGGCAGUCACCUCACCUUGCCUCAUGGGUGGGCUGGCCCUGCAGACUAUACAAUAGUCCGUAUUACUGAAAAAAAUGUGUUUUUAGUUGGCUGUUAAAUGAUCAAUCUGUGGGACGUAAUACUUCAGCAUACAUAUUAGUAUUUAUAUCAUUCCCCCCCCCCCUCACGUUACAUGAGAACUGCACUGUGAGAAUGGACUGUUGGUUUGGAAGGGUCAUGAGGCUACCAAAACAAACUUGCACUUUCUGAAUUUGUAAAUAAAAACAAAACUAAGGGCUUUUAAAAAAAGAAAAAGCUCUAAAAGGGCCUAACAAGAACCGGUGAGUUUUCUGGAGGUAUGGAAAGCUGCUUAUGGCAGUUGAACUGAGAAAAAGGAACAGAAAUUGUUUACUGUAUCACACCUCAGCCACUAGGUUUGUAUGGCUAAGAACAGUUGAAGGGUGGAAUUUGGAGUGCUGGUUGAAAGCAAACAAAAAUAGAAAGGAAAAUGGAGGGUAGGGUGAAGAGAGGGGUUUGACCUACUCAAGUCCCCGACAGCUUAGCUGUUAAAAUAUUCGUGUUUUAGACUGGCAGCCCUCUAAUGCAGUAUGGUAUGUCAGAGGAGGGCUGGAUGUAGGGGGAAGGAAAAAUAUGUAUUUUAUCACUUCCCCAUUCCUGAAACUUCUCCUUCCCUUUUGAGGCCAGGGGAGCAUUGCCAUCUACGCAAAACUUGUAAAUGAAAUUAUCUAGGGAUUUGGGAUGUGGUGUCAUCAUCAGUACAUUGGUGAUGACCAGUUCUGCUUCUCUUCUUCAUUAAAUCUAGAUGAAAUUAUGGAACCAAUGUCUGGAAUCAAUAAUGGAGUGGGUAAGGGCCAGUAAACUGAAGAUCAAUCCAGGCAAGAUGGAGGUUCUGUUGAUGCAUGGCAAUGAGGUUUGCAGUUUGGAGUUUUACUUCUGACCUCACCUUUGGAGGCCUAAAUGGUUUCUGUAGCUUGAAGCACAUUUCACCAGCUUGACUGGUUUGCCAGCUGCAACCCACUCCUAACCACAAUAGCCUGGACAUGAUUAUCCAUGCUCCAAAGAACGCAAGUGCCCUGUUUAGUCCAUCCUAUUUCCCACAGUGGCCAACCAUAGGCCUGUGAAAAGUCUACAAGCAAGACAUGAGGACAGUCUCACUCUCCAGGGGCUGAUGCUCAGAGACAUGGUGCCUCUGAUCGCUGUUUGUCAGCCUAGCCUACCUCACAGGGUUGCGAUGAGAACAAAAAUGGGAAAACCUCAGGCAUGCAGUGCUUAGAACAAGGAUGAGAUAAAAAUGUGAUAGAUAAACGUUAAAUACUGCUCUCUGGAGAUGGCUCAUUUAACAGUAAUUUUUUUGCCGUUUAUUUUUAAGGUGUUAAGUGAGUUGACUUUCUUCCCUCUCUGGAGAAGAGAGAAGCCACUCUACAAGCUUGAUGUAAACUGGCCUUUGAUUCCUUUUGCUGGUCAGACGUUUUGUGUUGCUGUGGAUGACGUCAAUGGAUUAGUAUACGUGGGACAGGUAAGAAAAGACAUUCUUCUGACCAGCAGAGUUGUCCAGUGUGUAGCUUUGAUUGUUAGCAGUUCCUGUUUUUACAGCAACCAGACUAGGAAUUCUUGCACAGAAUACUGGGUGGAGGCUCAUCCUUCAAUGUCAGAAAAGUUCACAUUUCUCUUUAUAUUUUCCCUUGCUGAAUGCAUGUGGACCUGUAAAGAAGCAGACAUGCUUUCCGGUGUUGAGGAGAGCUUUGUGAGAAGCAGACAUUCACAUGACUUUUUUCCAGUGUGGGUGAACUUUUUCCAUACUGGAAAAAAAAAUGCCAAAAAAAAAAGUGUAGUGGCAAGAGCUACCUAAAGGAGUAAAUCAAUGCUGUUGCUUCUUUCGCUAUAAAAUACCGUAUUUUCUUCAAAAAGUUCCAUCACUUGGCAUGCUAUUUUAACAUUCAUAUCAUGUUUACUCUGGAGCUUAGAAGCCGAAUGCUAGAAUAGGGAGCCAAUUGUCAUUCCUCUCCUACAUUUCCCCUUUACACUCCACUUUUCAGUCUUUAUGGUUGACUAAGAUUGUUCAUUAUAACAGUGCCAGUGAAGAAAGCCACAAUUAUUUUAAGUAGAUGACAUCAGCAAGUCACUAGGAUAUCUCCAUUAAUGACCAUUUUCUUUCCAGUGUAGGAAAUGCUGGGCAGUGUCUUUGUACUAGAAAUUGUGCUUUUAUUCUCAUGGCAUUAUGUUUCGCAAAGCUUGGUUGCUCUAAAUGGAUUCAGAGGCUGAGAGUUCAGCUUUCCUUUUUCUGUAGAUCUGGCUGCAAAAUCAAGAAAGGCUUUUAAAUGUGCCACAGUUCCUCUAUACUUGCCCUGCCUAUCUGCUGCACAUUAGUUCUAUUCCAUAAGGUGGCUGCAUUCUGUCAGACCCUUCCCUCUGCCUUUCUGCCAGUUCUUUGUUCAGUUUCUCACACCCAGACUCUGCUUGAUCUCUUGUAUCCCUGAUCUUCCUAGAAACCUUCUCUUCUAGCCUGCAUAUCCUGUCUCUUUGCUUUCUUAAAAAAAUAAAAAUAAAAAAAACACCUCGCAGCAUCUUUUCCUCAACAGUACCUUAGAUCAGGGAUUGCCAACCCGAUGAGCCGGCAAAAGCCUUCAUUGGUGCCCCCAGGGAGGGGCCCCAGACUCUGAGCUUUCAUUUUAAAAAAGUAAGUUUCUUGCCCUCUUAAAAAGAAAACUCUGAAGCAAAAUGGGAAGAUAACUGUCUAAGUGAUUUCUGUGAAAUAAUCAAGCCUGGCUCCUCCUGCCUGUCAGUGGUUUUAGCCAAUAAGUGAAGUCAGAGCUGCAACUGAUGAGUGAGUUGUUUGAUGGGCAGGCAAUAGGGUCCUAAAGAACUUCUGUUUCCCCUUGUCUUUAAUGCACUUUUCUUUGUUGUGUCUUGUUUUCCAGGCAGAAUUUCAACAGGUUAUGCCUUUUCUCGUAUGGAAGUACGAUUAUGGGGAAAGCUUCACUGUGAUUGUACACUGUCCACUUUUGUGUUAUGCCAUGACCAUCUAGAUUAAACACUUUUACUCCAUUCUUUAGUCAAAAAGGCUAUGAGAGUGGCUUUACAAAGAUCUUUAGGCUUAUAAUCUACAAUACAUGGCACACAAGGAAAAACAGAUGGAGAGGGAGAGGAAGGAAAUGAAGUCCAGGCAUCAUUUCUUACAGUUCUUAUAAUGAUCUUUGGGACGGAGGCAAUUCACAUAGCCUGAUGGACUAACGCCUUUUACUAGGUGACAGUUGAGGAAGAGCCAAAAGGUGACUGGUUCCUCAGCAAAAGCUGUGGAGUUGCUUUGUUUCUCUUUCUCUCUAUUCUGCCACCUGAUAGAAUGGCUGCUGCUUGGUGAGAGAGGGCAGCUGUUGGGUUGCAGUAUAGGGAAACUAAAUCCUUCGAAGACAGAGGUCCUGUGGCUGGGUCGGGAUGGCAUGGGGAUGAGGGACCAACUCCCUUCUCUUGCAGGGGCCCAAUUAGUGCCAUUGCCUUCCGUUAAGAGUUUGGGUGUAAUCCUUGACACCUCCCUUUCCAUGGAGGCGCAAGUUACAGCAACAGCCAAGGCAACAUUUUUCCACCUUUGCCGCAUCAAGCAGUUGGUCCCUUACCUUUCCCACCCCAACCUGGCCACAGUGAUCCAUGCGAUGGUCACCUCCAGGCUUGACUACUGUAAUUCGCUCUAUGUUGAGCUGCCCUUGAAGCUGUCCCAGAAACUCCAGCGUGUGCAGAAUGCUGUAGCGAGGCUCCUCACGGGGUCUCUGCCAUGGGAGCAUAUUCACCCAGUGCUUUUCCAGCUGCACUGGCUCCUGGUGGAGUACAGGGUCAGAUUUAAGGUGCUGGUUUUGACCUUUAAAGCCCUUCACAGCCUAGGACCCUUGUACCUACGGGACCGCCUCUCCCGGUAUGCCCCACGGAGAGCCUCAAGGUCCAUAAAUAGCAACACCCUAGUGGUCCCGGGCCCUAAGGAAGUUAGAUUAGCUUCAACCAGAGCCAGGGCCUUUUCAGCUUUUCGUGGUAUAAACGCUCUGCCUCAUGAGACCAGGGCCCUGCAGGAUCUGAUUUCUUUCUGCAGGGCCUGUAAGACAGAGUUGUUCCGCCUGGCUUGAAGCCAAUUUGAUUCCCUCCCCCUCUUUCUUUUUUCUUUUCCUUUCUCCUCCUGCGAUGAGGCUACAUUUUAAUAUUCUAAUGUUUCAAUAUUUUAAUGUUGUAUUUUAAUUUUGUUUUUAGGUUGUAUUCAUUCAACUUGUUUUUAUUAUUGCUUGUUAGCCGCCCUGAGCCUGGCCUUGGCUGGGGAGGGCGGGGUAUAAAUAAAAAUUAUUAUUAUUAUUAUUAUUAUUACAUGCUGAGGACAAAAAUCCACUAUCCUUUUGUACCUCUGCAUUAAGAUUCAGUGAAAGGAAGCCACUGAUCAGCUUUUUCCUUGCAUGUGAACCAGACAUAACAAUACUUGGUGGAGCUAAUAAGAUUUGUGAGAAUAUAUGUAUAUGUAUAUGCAUAUGUAUAUGUACGUAUAUGCAAUAAGGAAAUGUUAUGAAAAAAUUCUUUAAUUUCAUUCUGCAAGAUCUGAUUGGUUCUCUGUUAUCUUUAUACACUUUUACAGAGAGGUGAUGAAAAUGUGCCUAAGGUUGUAGUUUAUACUGAGGAUGGCUAUUUCUUACAAGCAUGGAAUGCUUCCAUUGAAAUGCCUCAUGGUAUCUUUGUGCUGAACACACCCAAUGCAACUUCAGUGUGGAUCACAGAUGUUGGAACUGGUAUGUGGAAUGAUUAUUGCUAAAUAACACUAGAGUGAAACAAAACAGUGUGCUUAUGAUGUUUUAAGUUAGACGUAAAUUUUAGAGGCUCCCUUUCCACAAAAGAACUUGUCUCCAUGCUGCCUCAUGAUAUAAAACAUGAAAAAAAUAACACAACAGUCCAUUCUAAGACACAAAGGUGAAGCGAGGCAGAUUGAAAUAACCAGACCGUUCAUGUGCCUCUCCUUGCAGUUCCUUCCUUCAGCAGUUUGCUCUUGUUAUGUUCUUGGGCCUGAUAUCCAACUGAGUGUUCAAUUUAACUACAGUACAGCCCACACAAAGCGCCUAGUACCACCAGGCCAUCAUCCUAAAAGAUACAGCUCUGCAUCUGUGCAAAUCUUGCAGCUUGUACAAGUUCAGGUGAUUAAAAAAGGGAGGAAGAUGUUUCUUCCUGGGCGUUCAGUAGGCUGAGGAACAAGGACAGGUUCAUGGUGGAAGACCAAGGGCAGUUCACACAGCACAGAGGUUCCACACUUGGAGAGCAGUAAAUCCAGUUAAUGUCCCAUCCAGUUUUUGCCCAAUUCUUCACAACCUCACUCCUUUUAAAAUUAUGGUGUUCACAGAGAAAAUAUGAUCUUACUGAAAAAUGUCUAUUCCUUCAUAUAGGCGAAUAUGGACACACAAUUAAACAGUAUAGUCCUUCAGGUGAACUUCUUCAAGUCAUAGGUACUGCAGGUAGAGCAGGUUCUGGUACAAAUCCCUUACAGUUUGACCAGCCAGCAGAGAUUUUUGUGGAAGAAAGCGGAGACAUCUACAUUGUAGAUGGUGAUGGAGGACUGAACAACCGUUUGGUCAAAUUGACACCAGGUAAGUGAAUGGAUGUGAAUGGCCUAUACGUGCAACAUUCAGAAUUGCUUUGAUGUACAGCAAUAGGGAACCUCCAGCCACCAGGCCUAAUCAGCCCCAGCUUGUUUGGCCCCCCAGCCCAUUUUCCACAAGCUCUCCCCACCUGCCAUCACAUGUGAUGUCAGGUGUGCGGCACAUAAAAGACACAGGUGCCAAGGAACAAUUGGGAGUUUAAAAUGCUCUCCCAGUUGUUCCUUGGCAAGUGGGGCUUCUGAAUAGCAAGCCCCUUUGAAGUCCAUUUGCAGGUGUGGUUUGGAUCCAAACCACACCUGCAAAUUGACAUAUUUUCCUCUGUGGGCCUGCAGAGCUAGUAUGCAGAGGGGAAAUGUCUUUUUGCAGGUACAAUGCCUGCAAAUGGGCCAAGCAAGUCCUGCCGUCAGUGCCAGUCAGCUAGGCAGCCUGUUUGAAAUUGUGAGCUGGUUUCAUAAUGACAUACUAGACAAGUAGGUGUCUCCACCCACAUGUCAAAAUAGCCUCCAGGGGGUGGGGAAUUUCCCAGUGCCUGCGCUAGUGGUUUGUUUUUGUUUUUGCUGUGUUCUCCUAAUUUAUGUGACUAUCAUUUCUGUAUUUCUUGAGGUCUUUUGUCUCUCCCAUAUGGGUUUACGCUUUAAGGGCUCUGUUAAUUGCAGCAUUUGAAAUUUCGGUAGAACUUCCACAGUCAGACUAUGAUAGAAGGAAAUGUGUUUUUUUGUUUUUGUUUAUUAAAUGUAGGAGAAGGCCCAAAUCCUUACUGGAUAGUUUUUAGUUUUACAGUAUUUAGAAUAUGUUCCCCCACUCUGUUUUUAGGAAGAGGACAGAAAGUUACCCUGUUUUUGAAAUCACUAAAGAAUUAGAAAGCUGUCAGCUGACCUUUAAAGCCCUAUGCGGCCUAGGACCCUUGUACUUAUGGGACCGUCUCUCCUGGUAUGUCCCGCAGAGGGCCCUAAGGAAGCCAGACUGUCCUCCACCAGGGCUAGGGCUUUAUCAGUGACGGCUCCAACCUGGUGGAAUGCUCUGUGUCCCACGAGACUAGGGCCCUGCAAGACUUGAUCUCCUUCCGCAGGGCCUGUAAGACAGAGCUAUUCCGCCUGGCCUUCAAUUUGAAUUAGCCUGAUCCUCUAUACCCUUUUCCCUUUCCUCUUCUAUGAAGAAACCCUUUCUGGGACCCCACAUUUAAAUUCUUAUCCACAUACCUCCUUGCUGGACCUAGUAGGACCAACUUGGCCAGUUAGCCCAGGUGAUCAUUCGAUGUCUAUUGACUGGGGUAUUUUUUCCCCCAAAAUGACCCCUGAAUUUUUGAAUUUUAUUGAUAUUGAUGCUGCAUUUUAUGCUGUAUUCUGUGCUGUUUUAUGCUGCUUUUUAAGUUGCAUUUUAAUCAAUGUUUUAUAUUUGCUGUUAGCCGCCCUGAGCCUGGUUUUUAAACCGGAAAGGGCGUGGUAUAAAUAAAAAUAAAUUUAUUUAUUUAUUAUGAUGUAAUGCAGAUGUUUUAUUAUAAAAUGCACAGCAAUAUAUGGUGCUUCCUUUCUACCUGCAGACUUUAAGACUCUAUGGCUGCAUGGAGAAAAUGGUUCUGGCACUGCACAGUUCAAUAUCCCACACAGUGUAACGGUGGAUGCUGUCGGACGGGUAAAGUAGCCGUGACCGCUGUAAUAUAGUUUUAUAAAUAGCCAUCAUGACGAGGGCUUGAAAUUUUCUCACUUGAAUUUAAACUUCCAGUAAUUUACUUGCGUAGGGACGCGGAUGGCACUGUGGGUUAAACCACAGAACCUAGGACUUGCUGAUCAGAAGGUCGGUGGUUCGAAUACCCAUGACGGGGUGAGCUCCUGUCGCUCGGUCCCUGCUCCUGCCAACCUAGCAGUUCGAAAGCGCGUCAAAGUGAAAGUAGAUAAAUAGGUACCACUCCAGCGGGAAGAUAAAUGGCGUUUCCGUUUGCUGCUCUGGUUCGCCAGAAGUGACUUAGUCAUGCUGGCCACAUGACCCGGAAGCUGUACGCCGGCUCCCUCGGCCAGUAAAGCAAGAUGAGCACCACAACCCCAGAGUCGGCCACGACUAGACCUAAUGGUCAGGGGUCCCUUUACCUUUAAUUUACUUGCAGCUUUCAAGGAAGUGUUGAGGACUGGUGCUUUAAAGUUUUGGGGCUUUCUCCAAUCUUUUAUGGCCCCUUCCUUGCCUGUGAAUGAAACAUUCCAUGCUAUUUUUCAUCAACGAGUUUUAAUUAAACCAAGAAACGAGUGAUUCCAUGUUAGUAUAUUUUUUUAAAAUAAAAAUUUUUUACAACAUAACACAAACCCCCCAACACAGAAAUCCACCCCAUCAGACACAAGCAUAACAAACAACAAGCAUAAUAUACAACAAUACAAACAAAUAAAAGACUUCCUUUAUCCUGUUUCUGGCAUCCAUAUUUACGUCUUAUAAGUUGUUUCCGUUAUGAAUAAUUAUUAAGAUUUUCCUAAUUAUACCUUAAAUAUCCACAAAGUCUCCUGCAGACGUUAAUCGAGACAAGUCCAGGUAUGAAUUUUUAGGGCACUGUUUUGUGAAGUAUUCUCUGCAUUUCCCCCGAUUCCAUGUUAGUAUUGUAGAGAUGUACUGGACCAACGUUUUAACUGAAAAACUUGCAUUUUUCAUGCAGAAGGAAAACAUGUCUAUGAUUUUCCUUUGUUUUCUAAACUUAGAAACAAAUAAUAAUCUGAAACAAAUGUUCGCUUCCUAUGAACAAGCUCUGCCUGCCUCUGGGAGAAGCAAACCCGGAGGCUUAAUAUUACCUGCAGACCCACAUUAGUGGUUUGCUGCUCUUCUUCCAACCGCAAUCAAAAGCCGCUCUUCCUGCCUUAACACUCGUGUCACAUAGGUAUGUUUAGCAGGAAGCUAGGAUUAAAGGGCGCGUGCUGUGCUGCGGGUAUGGAUUCUUCCCUAAAGUGAGUUCAGUAAUGUUGGCGAGAUCCUAUACCAGCCUGCUCAGAAUGGCAACAUGUAGAUCCCCAUUUCAUGUGAUAUUAAACAUCAUAGAGCGUAUGCAGGAUCGCUGAGGUGGUGUUUAAAAAUGGCUGUGAACAGAUUUUGUAUUUUCAGUAGGUAUGGGUUGCUGACCGAGCCAACUGGAGAAUCCAGGCUUUUCAGAAAACCACAGGGGAAUGGUUGGGCUGUUGGAAUAGCUGCUUUACACAAGAUGGCCCUUCUUCUGUCAGGUAUAGUAUCUGUAGCUUGCAUGCAAAUCUGGGCGGUGGGUGGAAGGGGAGACUUUUCAACUGAGCAGGGCUCAUGUUGAUUAUGGAGAAUGCCUUUGUUUGUAAGGUGAUGAAGAGCUCCAGUGCCAGUGUUAGAGCCAUUUUACGUGGCACUGUGGGUGUACCAGUGUUUGAGCUACAGUACUGUGUUCACUGGAGAUAUAUCUCUUCCUAACAGUGAGAUGAAAAUGCCAGUGUGUUUGGUGGUGCCAUAAAACUUUUACACUGGCUUUCCUUAAUGUAUCCAUCUGGCUCGAAAGACGAGAGGUGGCUCAUUAGUGCAUCCAUCCAGAUAAUUUUGCAUGUUGUAUUUCCAUAACUUUGCACGAAUAUCAGAUGCUAGACAGAUGGUAGAUGUUGCCUUUUUUGCGGCCCUUUUAUUAUCGGAAGGGUUAUGGCAUGCAAAAGCUUGAUUCGGCUGCCAAAGCCUUAAAUUAGCCUUUCUAAUGGGUGCCUGACUUCUGUUUGGAUCAGAUCCAGCAAUUCUGUAAGUGGAAUUCUGCUCAAGAAGAAGAAGCUCCUGGCAUCUGCAGAUAGAAGAGGAAAAGUGAUUUUCACAGUACCCCUUGGAAAUCUACUCUGCAGAGGAGUGGGUGCUGGCAUUUGUGCAGGGGGGUAGCUAUGUGCAAGAUGACGAAUACGUGAAAAAUCAUUAUUAUCAUUUAUUAAAUUUCUGUACCACCCUUCAUCCAGGGAUCACUGAGCAGUUUAAAACCACAAAAAUACAUACCAUAUAAAAACCACAAAAUACAAUAUAAAAACCACAAAAUACAUACCAUAGUAACGAACGAAAACAGUGCCCCACGCAGUUUAAAGGGCCAUUGAUUGAUUAAGGCUUAUGAGAAAAGGAAUGUCCUCCCCACUUGCUCAAAGGCCUUUCUGCGAACUGAAGGACUCCUUCCGUGAAAAGAAGGGCACCUUUAGAUCCUGCUCAUCGGGAUCGGGCAUUUCCACCAUAUUUGAACAGUCUGCAGCCAUUCAAAUUUUACCCCACACAAGCAUAAUACUGGUUCUGUUCACUUGCACUCGCAGCUGUAUGGAAGCUGCUUCCCCAUGGGGUAAUUCCAUGCUGUUUUGUAAAUAUAGGAAUGAGGCUCUCACAUAAGUGUGGUCUUUUCCUUUCAUUCAUUGGGAUAUGUGUUCAUAGAAAUGACUGUGGGUCUAAUGAAUUCUGAUUAAUGGUGGAUUGUGCCCAUCUAGUCUCUUGUGUGGGACGUGGGUGGCACUUGGGUUAAACCACUGAGCCUUGGGCUUGCCGAUUGGAAGGUCGGCAGUUUGAAUCCCCACGACGGGGUGAGCUCCCGUUGCUCAGUCCCUGCUCCUGCCAACCUAGCACUUUGAAAGCACGUCAAAGCGCAAGUAGAUAAAUAGGUACCGCUCCGGCGGGAAGGUCAACGACAUUUCUGUGUGCUGCUCUGGUUCGCCAGAAGCGGCUUAGUCAUGCUGGUCACAUGACCCGGAAGCUGUACGCUGGCUUACUCGGCCAAUAAAGCGAGAUGAGCGCCGCAACCCCAGAGUUGGUCACGACUGGACCUAAUGGUCAGGGGUCCCUUUACCUUCUUAGUCUCUUGUGUAAAAGUCUAAUUUUGCAGGUUGUUGCAACAUUUUUUGUUGUUAACUAAGAAUGUUGAGAUUUGAGUUUAGUGCCAAAGAACCUGAUGAGUGGAAGGGGCUGCCAUUCAUGGAGGGUGGGAUUAUGACACCCCCCCCAUCUUUUUUAAAAAAUAAGUCUUAAUAGGUUUUCAAGAAUAAAAUAUGCUGAUGCACUUCACAAACUACAGUUUCCCGUUCUGUCUGAACCCUGUUUCCCUGGCCAAAAACUGGCUCAGAAGGGUCACAAAAUCCUCCAGAUGACACCAGUAGGAUGAAUUUGGGAUUAUCAGGAGACCCUCAGAUCAACUUUUCGGGUGGCAUGAGGGAUGUGCAAACAGAAGGUAACCCCCCCCAAAUGUGUGCAAAAGUGCAUUAUGUUCAUACUGCAGGAUUUUAAAUAGGAUUUAAAGGAUUCUCUUUAAAUAGUCUCUCUCUCCCCUUCUCUCUCUCUCUCCCUCCCUUCCUCCUGUAGAUUAACUCCAGAUCAAAGGUAUAUGAUCGUCGCACAUAUAAAUAUUGACAGGGUGUCAAUCUUGGCUGCCCCACCGGUAGGAUCAAUUGAGGACUGUGUUGUGAUGGACACAAUUCAGCUUGCAAGCGAAGUUAAGCCCCAUCUUGUGGAUGUCAGCAAGAAAACUGGAGCAAUUUAUGUAGCAGAAAUUGGAGCCCAGCAAGUACAGAAGUACGUGCCUUUAUACUGACAGCAUCUUUCACACGGCACAAGGGACUUCCAGAAUAUUUCCUCUGUUGGAUUGCUGUCGGCUGUGUAACACAAGAACUUUUGGAUUAGCUUUGUUCAUUUGAAGUGCACAUUUGUUUCACUUUUUGUGCCUAUCUCAGGGAUUUUAAGUGGUGGCAAUUUUUGUGUUAGCUGGUUUUUAUAGACUUGUUUGUUUUUUUAAGUCAGUGUCACCAGCACUGCUAAUUUUAAAUCAUACAAAAGUAAAUUUACCACCGCACAAACUGCUAGAAAUACUAGUUUAAUGCAGCUUCCAUGAGUCAUCCCGUGUUUGGGAAAAAUUUCUUCUUCAUGGAGUCAGAAUUUUCCGUUUAUUUGUAGCAGAUUAUCUCAGCUAAGGAGCCUGAUUGCUUCUUUCCUGUGAAUGGAGGAAGAAUAGGCUGGUCUGGUCUGUAUGGGAAGAUCCUAUAAGAUGACUGUGCUGCAAAACAGUCUUGGCUAUGCUUAUCUCUGGAAAUGUCUCCUCCAAGUAUGAAAAUGCAAGGUCUUUUAGCAAUCCUCUUCUCUAGGGAGCCUCAGUUAGCUUUCCACCAGAGUGGUAUCUUUUAAAACUCUCUUGGGACUUCUGAAGCUUUGUGAAUGACCAAGAAAUUCAAGUUUGUUUACUCCUAAAGCAAACUGUCAUGUUGUGACUACUCUUACUGUUUGGGGUAUUCUUUACAUUCCCACUUUUGCAUGUAUACUUUGUUGUGUGAGCCCGGUUUGGUCGGGGAGGGUGGGGUAUAAAUAAAAAUUUAUUAUUAUUAUUACUUACGAAA